AUGCCACACGUUGCUUGGGAAAAUCGGGCGGCUGCUAAACGGGCCAGCGUCCAGAAAGCCAUUCCAGCGCCAUGGCGAGUCAGCCUCGACCAGAUACCACGCCGUGAAGACGGGCUGCCAAUUCUUGAUAUCCUUCAGAAACACCUGUCCGAGGACGAGUUGAUAAUAACUGAGGCUCCUCCCUUGGACACGCUAGCCAGUAUACAUGGGGGGAUCUGGUCUAGCGAGGACGUUGUUCGUGCUUACUGUCACAGGGCUGCCAUCUGUCAUCAAUUUGCCAACUGUCUCACGGAGGUGUUAUUCGAGGAAGCUAUCAAGACUGCAAGAGACCUGGACCAGUACCGUCGUGAGAACGGGUGCUUGAAAGGCCCACUCCAUGGCCUGCCCAUCAGUUUCAUGGACCGCUUUCGGGUAUCUGGGACAGAGACAGCCGCCGGCUUUAUCUCCUGGCUUGGGGCUAAGGAGACUGAGGCCACGGAGUCGCUCAGUGUCCGUCACAUGCGGACACUAGGCGCCAUCCCCUUUUGCAAGACUAACGUCCCUCAAAGCAUGGCACUGGCAGAAACCACCAACAACAUUCACGGGAGCACCCGCAAUCCACAUUCAGGACUUCUUUCCAGCGGUGGUGCUGCAGGAGGGGAGGGCUCAUUGCUUGCGAUGAGAGGCUCUCCAUUUGGAUGGGCCACCGAGUUUGCCGGAUCAGCCCGCAUUCCAGCAGCAUUUAACGGUCUGUUUAGCCUCAAGGUCUCCUCCGGACGAUUGCCAACGCUCGGGAUUGCCACAAGCGACUCGAGUCUGCCGUCGAGGAAUUUCACCAUAGCCAUGAUGUCAUGGGACUUCCCUUUACUGCGGCACAUGGCAAGGCUCUGCCUCGGAGCAACUGCGUACGAGGAAGAUCCCACGUGGGUUGACAUGCCGUGGAGAGAAGCCAAAAUCAGAGGACUGACGCAUCGUCGCCCGGCAUUUGCGGUCCUGGAAUGCGAUGGUAAUGUCCAGCCACAGCCACCUAUUCGACGAGCUUUGAGGUCAAUUGUUCACUCCUUACGGCGAGCGAACUAUCAGGUCCUGGAAUGGAAGCCCCCUCCCCAGGCAGCAGUGGUACAGGCUUACUUCAAAACCAUAGGCGCUGACGGUGCGCAAGCAACGCGACAGCAUAUCAAAGCGGGUGGAGAGCCGCCCGUGCCAAUGCUAAGGGAGUGGUAUUGCCAGGAGGCCGCUUCGCCUUUACCUCUGCCGGAGUAUUUGACUUUGAUUCGAUCGCUCCGAAAGUACCAGGCAGAGUAUCAAAAGUUCUGGAAGUCGACUGAAAAGAGCACAGUCAGUGGCACCCAGGUCGAUGGAGUAAUCAUGCCCGUCUGCGCGAACGCCGCGUGCUUCGAGAAUACAUUGACAUAUUUUGGGUAUAGUGCGAUCGUCAAUGUCCUCGACUUCCCGGCAGUCUCAUUCCCAGCUGGUUCGGUUGAUAAAACCCUCGACGCCAUAGCCAGCUCAUUUGUCCCGUUGAGUCAAGAAGACAACUCCGUAAACGCUUCAUAUAACAGCUCCGCCUUUCACGGGGCUCCCGUAGGUCUCCAAAUCAUGUGUCGGAGGUUUGAAGAAGAAAAGGCACUCAGACUCGUUGAGCUUGUCCUUCAGUCGCAGGCCGCCUGCCAAAAAUGA
Messenger RNA from Cladophialophora yegresii CBS 114405, 1659 nucleotides. RefSeq lists its product as uncharacterized. The record is from RefSeq and is a predicted model, not a curated record. The coding region runs from base 1 to 1659 and encodes 552 amino acids. NCBI's taxonomy places the organism in Eukaryota, Fungi, Ascomycota, Eurotiomycetes, Chaetothyriales, Herpotrichiellaceae. The transcript is spliced from 4 exons.